Messenger RNA from Aspergillus piperis CBS 112811, 1830 nucleotides. RefSeq lists its product as uncharacterized. The record is from RefSeq and is a predicted model, not a curated record. Lineage: Eukaryota; Fungi; Ascomycota; Eurotiomycetes; Eurotiales; Aspergillaceae. The transcript is spliced from 4 exons. Bases 182 to 1531 code for a protein of 449 amino acids.
CUCACAUCCCUGAGUCUCGUUCUACAAUGUAUCAUCGUUUUAAUCCUACUUUAGGUGUUUGAAACUUACAAAGGAAUCUUCACGGGACCCUCGUUGAAGUGGAUAUACACAGUCUAUAAAAUUUGGCUGAUUGCAAUUUUCAGGUGAUCAUAAAGCUAGCUUACCAGUUUUUUGAUCGAGGAUGAGCAAUACGCAAGGUCAGUCGUGGACAGAGACAUUCUUCACUGACUGGCCUCUACCAGAUUGGAUCAAUGCAGGCCAUGAAGAUAAGCAAGAUGUCAGACUCUUCAACCCGCAGAGAAAAUGGAUGCUGGGAAGAUCCGCAGAUACCGGACGAUACUCUGAGUUUGGCAGAAUACAAGUUCUGUGGCUUUAUGUCCGACGUGGAGGGAUAUUCCACCGCCAGCAUGUGGCUAAGAUUUUCCCAGAGUACACUGAACAUGAUGCAGAAAUGCAGCUUAGACGCCGGCCCCCACGUUUCCCUAAGACGGCCAAGGAGCUUAGGGAUGAACUUGAUUGGUUUGCCAAUGAACUGAAAGUGUUCAGUCGCAUUGACGCGUCAUGUACAAGCUCUCAAAGGAUCUACUUUCCUGGGUUUCAUGGUGUCAUUGCCGAUCUCGAAAAGUGUCUUAGCAGUCCCUACGCUAAACAUCGAGCCAUUGCCCUAGAAUGUAUCAGGCCGAAACUUUCAUCACGACGAAUACUAGCAGCAUGCGACGAACACAGCCAUGGGAAUGAGUUCAGGGAUAAGCUGAGAGGUCUAGGUUCCCUGAGUGAUUUAGAAGUGGAUUACUAUGACUCCCUCUUCACUGACCGUGUUCGCCGACUUCUGACGUUGCAUCGCCUUGGAAUCACCCAUGGGGAUAUUAAAGAUGAGCACUUCAGACUUCCGAUGGAUUUUUUUGAUACAGUUCUAUAUGACUUUUCCCACUCAUACACCUUUUCACCGGUCAAGCCCUACUCAAUAAAUCGUGGUCAACCGCGUCCAUUGAAGAAUAUAUCAAGGGGCGAACAGACCGAGGUCGAAUGGCUGGUAUUUGAACGGGCAGAAAAGCUAGACCUUCGUGAAUAUCUCGUUAAAACUACCGAGGCCACUCAGUCAGUGAUCAUGGAUGCUCUGUUUCAACCUCUCCAAGAGGAAACGUCGGAACUACUAAUCCUGAAAGUUAGGUUCCGACCUGAUGCCUUCUCCAUGCCGUCGGUAAAUUCGGUCUUCCCUUUUCUAGAGGGUAUUCGUCCAGAUGGGGACAUCACCUGGCAUAUACGUCGAGCUCGAAUGCUAGGAGCCUAUACAUCCAUUUGGUUAAUCUCCAGGAAAGACAGAUCAGGGAAAAUCGCAAUAGAGUUCGUUACCGAACAAAGUCAUCCGAAAGACAGUGAAGAGGAAAGAAUAAAGUACUUGCUUUGUCUGAUACCUACGACAUGGGAGGCGGAGCAUAUCCACAAUCAAAUUAUCAAAGUCUGCUUGUCUUUAUCAUCUGUUGAUAAUGGCUGCAUCAAGUCUUGGGAUGAUCUUAUUCAACAUGCAUGAUCAUCAACAUCCCUUCAUACUCCAUUUUAUGCGGCGCUUUCUACUCGGCGUAUUUCCAAGAAGUACUAAAUACCCUGGAAAUAUUAAUGCCAAGUAGCACACAAUCGGCUGUCAUUAUCAAAGACCAUCAUGUCCAAUUCAUGAACAGUCUUCCAGGAGUUGGGGGCUCCGCUUGAGGCCUAUUAUUGUUGCAUUCUUUAUUUGUACUCUCUACUUGCUCGGCUGUGCCACUGCCUACUCAAAGCCACGCUUUAAAGUGUCUUGCCUGGAUUGGGCAACAUAUGGGGAUCGGAUAAGGC